AUGAUCCGCAUUCCUUUGCCAGACAUUUUGCCUCCCAUUACUGAGGUUCAUCGGGACACUUUGCGUUACUGGUGCCAGCAAUUAAACCUGAGCACCGAUGGGCAGAAAUCAGACCUGUAUCUGAGGGUCCAGACAAAUUCUUAUCCGGACCAAAAGUAUAUUCCUGUCACUCCAAAGGAGGCCAAGAUGUGCUCACAUUUGAAGAAAAGCAGUACCAAGAGACCAGGACUUCAGAAAAGUUCUAAUACCAAGGAGACACAGGAAAGGACCUACAUAGCAGAAGUGGUCACUUCAGCUGAGGAGUCCAUAAUGGCGUCCUGGACAAGAAUUUCUUCAAGAGCAGCUCAGCCUAAGGCUGUGAACUCAUGUCGCCUUCCUACUGCAGCUGAGACAUUGUUGCCGAAAGUCAUUGGUGGUAGAUGGUGUGUGGUCCAUGGCAGAGUUCUCCCCUCAGACGUAGAUGGUUGGGUUCGUCUGCAGUUCCACUCAGGUCAAGUCUGGGUGCCAGACAGUCCUAGAAAGAUGAUCUCUCUCUUACUACUACCAGCCUGUGUUUUUCCAUCUCUAGAAAUGGAAGAUAAUAUGCUGUGUCCUCAGUGUGUUCAGAGGAAUAAGAAGACAGUGAAAAGAUUGCUAGCAUUGGGGAAGGCUAAGUAG
This is a messenger RNA of Elephantulus edwardii (Cape elephant shrew), 657 nucleotides long. Its product is annotated as developmental pluripotency-associated protein 2-like. Gene Ontology annotation, molecular function: chromatin binding. The transcript has 5 exons. Gene Ontology annotation, cellular component: nucleus. Gene Ontology annotation, biological process: system development. The record is from RefSeq and is a predicted model, not a curated record. NCBI's taxonomy places the organism in Eukaryota, Metazoa, Chordata, Mammalia, Macroscelidea, Macroscelididae. The coding region runs from base 1 to 657 and encodes 218 amino acids.